Messenger RNA from Patiria miniata (bat star), 976 nucleotides. RefSeq names its product monocarboxylate transporter 12-like. Gene Ontology annotation, biological process: transmembrane transport; monocarboxylic acid transport. Bases 68 to 976 code for a protein of 302 amino acids. Gene Ontology annotation, molecular function: monocarboxylic acid transmembrane transporter activity. The record is from RefSeq and is a predicted model, not a curated record. The transcript has a single exon. NCBI's taxonomy places the organism in Eukaryota, Metazoa, Echinodermata, Asteroidea, Valvatida, Asterinidae.
GAAUCGUAUUACACAGUGAAAGUGUGGCGCAUAGCAUAUCGCCAGGUGGCGCAACUGUAGACCCAUCAUGACUCGCUCGUAUUCUCGUCUUUCAGGACCUUCUUUGAGUGUCGUCAAUAUUCUGUCAAGGAGCUUGAUGGGCCGUCAUUUUACGACACACUAUGCCACAGCAAAUGGAAUUGGAACAUCGGGGGCCUCUGUUGGCUUGAUCACCGUGGCGCCAUUUACCCAGCUUCUGCUGAAUACCUAUGGCUGGAGAGGUACUUUCCUCAUUCUGGGUGGAUUUGGCCUGCAUCUUGGGGUGUGUGGCGCCCUCUUGCAGUCACCACCGACUGAUGAAACAAAGAAGAAUGGUGAGUACCAGUCACUUGGCCCAGACAUCGAUGAAGCACCAGUGAUUAACUCACCAAGUGCCGAGGAGACUGGCAAUUCGAAGUUGUCAUCCCGACUUAUCACCUUUAAGGACGCCAUCUGCGCUCAGAUGUCUCGUUUUGGAUUCUCAGUUUGUCUCCGGGUCCCAUUUUGGAUCACAGCGGUCAUAUUCUGUUGCAGCAGCUUCUGCGGUGUCCAGUGGUACAUCUACUACAUUUCCCAAGCCGAAGCCAAAGGUUUCUCACCGUACGACGCUGUGACAUUCACCACGGCUGCAGGGGUCGGAAAUUUACUUAUCAAGAUCCUGUCUGGCCCUAUCGUGGACCGAGGUCUGCUGAAAUUGCGACCAGCGAUUGUGCUGACUAUUAUGCUGAGCUCCUCGGCUCUACUGAUAACUCCCUUAGUAAAUUCCUACUGGCUGAUGAUGGCCAAUGCCUCCAUCUUUUAUGGCGCUUUUGGAGCAGUUGUCUCACUGAAUGAUCUGUACACCAGAGAGCUACUUGGUACUGAUCUUUUGGCAUGUGCUUUCGCGUGGAUGGAGCUAGUGGCGGCCGUGUUAUGUUUCAGUCUUGGAUUCUUUCCAGGUAAGACACAUAACAUAUAA